CGACUAGAAAAACACAAGACACAAACUUGAGCCCUCUACUUGAUCCCUUCACCGCGAAUCAUGUGGAAUCAGCGGAAAACAUGAUGAGUGCGUAAUCCUGACACGCUUUCUGCUCAGUGCAGAGGGCACAGGCUGCACAAAGGGGAUCAUUGUUGCCUGCAGAUGCCCGUCAGUGGUGCAGUCGCUCUUUGAAGGCUCUCCAAUCGCAGCGCAUAGCGCGACGAAGGAGGGCGGGGUUUGUCUUCCGUCCCCCAUUACUGCUCCAAGCCCCUCUUUGGCACAGCGUCCCAUUGACUAGACUGUGACAAACCGAGCAGCGUGCUUCACUGCGUCUCUGAACUCAGCGCUCUCAAAAGUGGACUCGUGAUGUCUGCGAGGACGCGCAUUCUGGGCUCGAGGAGAUAAAUGACGCGCACCUGCAGAGGGUCGCGUUUUGGACAGGUAUGAGACCUGUGGCACUCGCGGAUGAGGAACCGGCAGAUCUUGCGAAGAUCUGAAUGCAGCUCAGUAUCACACUUCCAUUCAACCACCGGGCCUGGCGCAUGGAUGGAUCCGGCUGCACUCAUGGAAUACAAAGCCCGUGAGCAUGCCCGUCCGAGCCCACCGCUCUCCGGGAGCCUCUCCACAGCGUCAUCCUCCUCCUGACACAACCGCUCCACUCGGACACCCACCGGUCACUUCAAGUCCCGUCGCCAUGAGGACGACUGCUCGGUGAUUCGGUGCAUCUGCGCGCCCGCACGGACCGGAGACCUCCCUCCCCCCUCUCUCUCUCUCUUUCUCUGUCUGUGUGUGUGUUUUGGGGUUUGUGCUUUUGUUGGCCGUACACCGGAUUUAUCUGUGCGGCGAGCUUCCUUUGUGUCAAAGGGCUUAACGCAGAGUGCGCGGAGGGCGACAGAGCGGGGGCUUCGCUUCGCCCGCUGUUGCGCACAGCUGCUCUCUUUGUGCCGGGUCGUAAUGGCAGCGGGACAGCCGGAGGCGCAGGACCACACGCCUGAGAACGGCUUCACUCCGUUGGAGCGCCCGGCGCCCCGGCUGCUGCCGCACAUCGACGGCUCCGUUCUGCCGUCUCUCGGGGGCUUCGGGAAACACCAGAAGCAGCUCGUGGUCCUGACCUGGAUACCGGCGUUGUUCAUCGGCUUUAGCCAGUUUUCGGAUUACUUCCUCCUGGCGCAGCCCAAUGGCACUUGCGUGCAGCCACUGGCAAACGAAAGCGACUGGACCGCGGCGACCCCGCCGGUCACCGUCACCAGCAUCGCGCCCUCGUUGAAGCCCACAGGCAACGGCACCGGGCACGGAUACGGCGACGGCGUCGGAAUGCUGUGCGCUUGUAAGGAGUGGAGGCUGGAGCUGCAGACGGGACUUAGUCAGAAUGUGGUUACCAAGUGGAACCUAGUGUGUGACUCGGCCUGGAAGGUUCACAUUGCCAAGUUCUCUUUGCUUGUGGGCUCCAUAUUUGGAUACCUGGUGAUGGGUGUCAUGGCUGACUGGUUUGGUCGACACCCAGUGUUGAUCCUUUCGGUGCUUUUCAUGCUGGUGUUUGGUCUGAGUGUUGCCUUCUCUGUAAAUGUCACCAUGUUCAGCACCUUGCGCUUCUUUGAGGGUUUCUGCUUGGCGGGCCUUGCUCUCUCCCUCUACGUGCUCAGGAUCGAGCUGUGUUUGCCAGGUUGGCGUUUCUCCAUGACUAUGGUGGCCAGUUUUCUUAUGGUGGGCGGGCAGCUAUUGAUGCCAGGGGUGGCCGCUCUGUGUCGCCAUUGGCCAAACCGGGAUGACUGGCAGGUCCUGCAGAUCGUCAUAAUCAGUCCUUUCGUACUGAUGCUGCCGUACGUCUGGAUUUUUCCCGAAUCCCUGCGCUGGUUGCUGGCCACCCAGCAUUACCGGCGGUCCAAAGCCAUGAUGCUGCAGAUCGCCAGGAAGAACCAAGUUGACAUGACAACUGAGCCAAGCGGAGUUCUUACAGAGCUGGAGCAGGAGCUGCACAAGAAACCCCAGAGGAGCUGCAUUGUCAAGAUGAUGAGCACCAGGAACCUGUGGAAAAACAUUGUGGUGCUGUGUGUCAACUCUCUGACAGGUUAUGGAAUUCACCACUGCUUCGCUCGCAGUAUGAUGGACCCCGAGGCUCAGCCCACGGCUUUGUGCCAUGCUGACUAUUACACCAUGGCGGGCAUCGCCGUGGCAACCUGUCUAGCACUAUGCCCUGCGGUCGGGCUGAUGGGUCGGCGUGGAGGGCUGCUCACAUUCAUGAUCAUAACAGCCCUGGCAUCACUGCUGCAGCUGGGUUUGCUUAACUUGAUUGGGAAGUACAGCCUUCGCCAUGACACAGUUUUGCGAGACACUCUUAACAGGAAAUUCUCUGUGGCCUUCUCCAUAAUUGGGAUGUUCUCUUCUCAUGCUGUCAGCACACUCAGCAUUUUCUUUUGUGCUGAAAUCACUCCUACUGUCAUCAGGGGUGGAGGACUGGGCUUGGUCCUGGCUAGCGCUGGCUUUGGCAUGCUCACUGCACCCAUCAUGGAGCUCCACAACCAGAAGGGCUACUUCCUGCAUCAUGUGAUCUUUGCCUGCUGCACCCUGCUGUGCAUCAUCUGCCUCCUGCUGCUGCCUGAGCCACGGGGACAGCCACUGCCGGAGAGCCUGGCUGAUGGAGAGACCUUUACCCGUCAGACCCUGCUCCAUCCGGGAGAGCAGCACCUCCUUCUCGCCAAGAGUGAUAGGGACUACUCCCGUGUUCAGGACACACCAUUACAUCUCUCAGCCACUGGGGGCGCUACAGUGGCAGCAGCCACCGCUCUGGCAGCGGUACCUGCCUCAUACGCCCUUGCAACUGGUGGGGAGGUGAUCGGGAAUCAUGCCAUAGCCAAUGGAGUGUGAGCAGCUUUGCAAGUUGUCUUCUGUGCUAAUAACUGCUCCAAGCACUAACCUGAGCAAGCGAUGACUGAACUUCCUGUACUUUAAGGGAAACUAAUUGUUCAUAUGAACUCUUUUUAUGUUGAGGAUUCAGAUGAUGAUGAUAGUAAAUUUGUGUCAUUUGUAGUGACUAUGAUUCCUUCAGGAGUUGCCAAAAAUAUAUUGUAUUGAAGUCAGUGUAUGUCAGAUAAUAUGAGCGUCUUCAGUGGUGUUGGUGAUUUUCUUGAGCCACCUUCUGCUCGAGGGUACAAGCAGACACAAGUGGAGAGACAAAGUACAGCAGAAUAACUUUCAAUAACGUGUGCUCUGAGUUUACUGUCUGUAGUUUUGACUCGUUGAAACUGGAUUUCACUACAUCUUAAACUCUUUGUAGGUAGGUUAUUUUGCACUAAAUGUCAGAGACACAAUCAAGUGUUUGUGAUUUGCAGCCAACACAUUGGAGAUCCAGGGAUUGGCUAAAGCCACUAACUUUUUGCAUGAAAAGGGCACAAAUGUUUUUUGUUUUGUUCUGUAGCAUUGGUUAAUACAACCUGUGACUCACUGUGCAAUUCCCCAGCAUUUAUCAAGUAAUUCUCAAUUGACAGUGUAAUUUUCAGUACCUUACAAUACUUACCAACAGGUACAGUAAAACAUAGUUUUACUGUACCUGUUGGUAAAACAGGUACAGUAAAGGAAAGGAAAAAACUGAACAGGCUGUGGGGUGGUUAGCACUGUUGCCUCACAGCAAGAAGUAUCUAGGCUCAAAUCCAGUCUGGGACCUUUCUGACUGGAAUUUGCAUGAUCUCUUUGGGAACUCUUCCCACAACCUAAAGACAUACACACAUAGGGUUAGGUUAAUCAGCGAAUUUAAAUCGGCUCUAGGUGUGAAUGGUUGUCUGGUGGCUGCUCCAGUCUGCAUGCCGAAGUAUCCUUGGGCAAGAUACUGAAGCCCAAGUUGCUCCUAACAUGGAAAAAUGUUUGAUAGAAAGCACUUAGAUCUAGAGAAAAAGUCCCUGUGUGAAUAUGAAAGAGUGAUGUUCUCAAGUAGGGAAGCCCUAUUUUAGAACCAGUCUAUUUACCAUUUACUCUUUGUGUUAGUCCUGUGAUAAACUGGUGACCUGUCAAGGGUGUGCCCUGCAUCUUGCCCUAUGACAGCUGAAUUACACUGUAGUUAUUUUUAGGUAUUUGUUGUGUCAGAAGUGGAGGCCAGCAUACUGUAUCUCAUAGCCUAUACCCACAAUAAUACUACAUUAUCAAAAAAUAAGUGGAUGUUAGGCUACUCUUUAAUAUACCUCAUACCCAGUGUAAUACUAGGUAUUACACGCUUGGCCUUUAGUCUAAACCCAAUUGUCAUUUCAUAAAGACAAAAUUUCGACCUUACUGCUAAAACACUUGAAAGGUACUCAAAGAUUAAAAUGCUCAACGUACAAUUUGUUUCUCAUUUCCUUUAAACUCCCUUAAUCUACUGUAACAACAUUUUACAGAACCAGCGAGUAUUUGUAGGCAACAUUGAAGCUAUUGCCCGGUUUGCAAGAGACUACCAAGGUGCCAGGAACUGCACCUAUAAAAGAAAGAGAACUCAUAUUGACCCCUCCUUUAAUGAUGCCCAUUCCCGAACCAGUUCCAAGGACUUACACACAAACACACAAAAAAUCCACUUUGAAUUCACUAAAUAAUACAUGGUAAAUGUUGGGAAACCAGACAAUAAGUUGCGGGCUGUAUUGUGAACUGCUACAAGUACUCCCUCAUUUGUGGUCUCUUUAUAUGAAGUCCAAUGUGGCACUUUAUCCUCAGCUGAGAGGUCAGUGUGGACACUGAUUUUUAAAGAAGCGUUACUACUGCUGAUGCUGGCGUAUGAUGGUUGUUGGAAGACGAACAGCCGGAGACCUUUCUCGCAGACCAUAUGUGUAGCCUACAGAGACUUUGUGCAUAAUGUUAAACAAAUCUGAGAGCUGAACGGACAUGAGCGUGACCUGCUAGUGCACUACUGUAUGUCUUAUGAUGCACCUCAGCAAUUUAAAUGGCUUUAUCGCUCUGUUCUGUUAACAAAACAGAGAAGAUACGAUGUAAUGAAAGAAAAAAAAACUGUAUUUAUUUUUUGUCAUGCUGCCAAGGGAAAGUUUUGUUGCUUGAAAUACCUCCUUAAUUAGCAAACAUUUCCAAACUCACUCCUCGUUCUCUGUACUGUGCUAAUACUGUAAUCCUGUUCCUAGAGUGUGUAACUUUAGACAGAAAGCACAAUAUUUUACAGUUUUUUGACAUGUGUGAAGAUUAGAAUAGAGCAGCAUAGUCUGCAUAGACCUGGUUUAGUUGUGAUUGGUGUACAUUAUACACUUUAUUAUAUAGGUAUCCCUUAGGACUGCAUAAAAAUCUAAGGUAUGUAUACAUGUGCCAUUCAUUUAUAAAAUAUGGAACAUAACCUUACUUUUAUAGACUGUGAAGCACACUGAAUAGACAAACCAUCCCAUCAAGCAUUUUUGUGCAGAUACACCAGAACCCGAGAAUCCUCCAUUUUUAUAGUCAUAUUUAGUACACAGCACAUAUUUUAGACAUUCAGUAUGGUUUGGUAGUUUGUAUGUUUUCAACAGUAAAAAAAUACUCUAAGAAAACUGAAGGAAA
Molecule: messenger RNA, 5499 nt
Organism: Pundamilia nyererei
Lineage: Eukaryota; Metazoa; Chordata; Actinopteri; Cichliformes; Cichlidae
Gene: slc22a23b
Product: solute carrier family 22 member 23
Exons: 10
Coding region: 955-2865 (636 amino acids)
Biological process (GO): transmembrane transport
Cellular component (GO): membrane
Molecular function (GO): transmembrane transporter activity
Source: RefSeq, a predicted model, not a curated record